AGACAUCUUCCGGCAGACGGAGACAUCUUCCGGAAGAUGGAGAGGGACUUCCGGUCCCGUUGCACGAUCGCCAUCUUCACACGACGGGUCGGGAGCGUGCGGACGAAUCGAGACCUGCGGCUCGCGUUCAGGAUAAAGUAGAGACCAUCUGACCCCCGCUCUUCGCCCCCCAUGGCUCCCAAGAGCGGCCGGCGCAAGAGCCGCGCAAAGCCCAACUUGGCCACCCUGAGCGUCGACGAGUUCUUUGCAUCAGCAGCUGUUGAUGACGAUGGCGACGACGAUGGAGCCGCCAUCGACGAGAAGGAGGCGAUCCAGGAUGAGCGGGUGGAGCCGGCGGUUCUCCGUGACGACGGUGGCGGUGCUGGCAGGCAUGCUAGCCAGCACAAGCAGGACCUAGUGAAGCUGCGCCACAAAGAUCCUGAGUUCUACAAGUUCCUCGAGGAGAACGACCGCUCGCUGCUCAACUUCAACGACUCGGACACGGAGUCCGACUCGGAUGGCGAUCCUCGCGUGCACCGCCCGCCCAAGCGCCUCAAGGAAGCGCCCAGCGGAAGCGACGACGAUAGCGAUUUGGACGACGACGACGAAGAGGAAGAGCGAUCUAAACGCAAGCCUGGUCGCUCGACUUCAUCAGCCGUGAAGGUGACAGCCGACAUGGUGUCGCAGUGGCGCGAGGCGGUGCGCGGCGGAAACCUCUCCCCGGGGCUGCUGCGCGACGUCACGCUCGCCUUCAGCGCCGCCGUGGCGGCCACGCGGGGCGGCGCCGGCGGCCCCGACUCGGCCACGCCUGCUGCCGCGGCCGCGCGGUUCAAGGUGGAGGGUGGCACCGUGUUCAACGCGCUGGUGAGCUGCGCAGUGCGCGACCUCGCGCCCGCCCUCGACCGCCUGCUCCAACUCCGGCCCUCCGACGACGCCGGCAAGGUCGCGCUGCCGAACACGAGCCGCCUGUGGCGGCGCGUGCGGCGUGACGUGCGCACGUACCUGUGCGACGUGCUGCAGCUGGCGGCCGUGCUGGCGGAGCCCUCGGUGCUGCGCGCCACGCUGCGCCACGCCCACGCGCUCGUGCCGUACUACCUGAGCUUCCCCAAGCUGGCACGUCGCCUGCUGCGCUCCAUGGUGCGGCAGUGGAGCGCUGGCAGCGACGACUCGUGCCGCGUGCUCGCCUUCCUGGCGCUGGCGCGCGUGACGCGCCACAACCUGUCGGCAUACCAUGGCACGGUGGUGCGCGCCAUGUACCUGGCGUAUGUGCGCAACGCGCGCUUCUCCUCGCCCGACUCCUUGCCCCUCGUCGGCUUCAUGCAGCGCUGCCUGUGCGAGGUGCUCGCCAUGGACCCCGCCGGCGCGCAUGCCCACGCCUUCGCCUACGUGCGCCAGCUCGCUGUGCACCUGCGCGGGGCGCUGGCGACGCGCCGUCGCGACAGCUUCCGCACCGUUUACAACUGGCAGUUUGUGCGUUGCGUGGAGCUGUGGUGCCGCGCGCUGCCCGCUCUCAACGCCGCUGCGCCUGGCUCGGCCGCAUCGCUUGUGUACCCCCUGGCACAGGUGGCGUGGGGCUGCGCACGUCUCGUGCCCUCGGAGCGCUUCUACCCGCUGCGCCUGCACGUGGCGCGUGCCCUCACGGAGCUGUCGGCCGGCACGGGCGCCUUCGUGCCGGUGCUGCCGCUGCUGGGCGAGGUGCUGGAGCGCACCGACUUCAACCGGCGGCCAGGCCGCUUGAGCACACGCCCCAUCAACUUCGCGACGACGCUGCGGCUGAGCCGCGCCGAGCUCCAGGAGAAGUCGUUCUGCGACGGCCUCGUCGAGCAGCUCUGCGACGCGACACUGGAGCACCUGCGCACGCAUGCGCACCGCGUCGCCUUUCCCGAGCUGGUACUGCCCUUCUCUCUGCAGCUGCGCGCCUUCCUCAAGCGCUGCAAAGUGGCCAAUUACUGCCGGCAGGCACGCCAGCUGCUGGACAAGCUGACGGAGAACUCGACGUUCGUGUCGGGGCGACGCGGAGUGGCGGGGGCGCCGGCCGUGACUGACGUGGCGGCCGUGGAGGCGUGGGAGGAGCGGCUGCUCGCCGAGGGCACGCCGCUGAGCCGCUACUACGACGCGUGGAAGCGCCUGCGUGAGCACGAGCUGCGACUGGAAGUGAGCGGCAAGGAGAGGAUGGAGGACGCGGGGCUCCCGGCCAUCGUGAAGCGGAGGCGCGCACAGGCCGAACGGGACGUCGACAAGGACAGCGACCGGAAAGAGCUCACAGAGCUCUUCCCGUCCGACGACGAAGAUGACGACGAUGGUGAAGUCGACGACGAUGGCGCAGGUGACGACGAGGAAGAUCGUAGCGGGAGUUUGAUCAAGGUUAAGAAGAAGAAGGGUGCGAAGAAAAGUGAUGAUGACGACGUUGAUUUUGACAUGGAUGACUUUUCAGGGAGCGACCUAGAGGGCUUGUCCGACAGUGAAGACGAAGUCGAUGUGAGAGGUAAUAAAAAGGGGAAUAAGGUCGAGAAGAUGAUAGAGAAGGAGAAGGAAGCGAAGGGGAAGAAGGGGAAAGAGCGAGCGAAACCCAUCCCGGUCGCAGUGCUGAAGGACCUAGCUGAGGGAGGAGAUGACGUUGUGGAAGACCUGGCGCUGUCGUCCGACGAGGGGUGAUGACAACGACCUCCUCAGGGCACCAAGGUCCCACCCCCUCUCUCCUGCUCUCCAUGACUCCUCGCCUGCUGCCCAACUUUCCCAUUCUCUCCUCGAGUCUCCUGGACUCCCCCUAAAUGUCCGCUCAAGUCCCCAGGACUUUAGACUCUCCCCAACUCUCCAAUCCUCCCCAUUCCAGACCUCUAGUCACAGUGAAACAAUAACGUGAGGAUUUCUCAACCAGUCGCGGUUGACCGUUUGUCAGCUGUCUUGUGGUUGUGCAGAUGUAAUGACGACAAAUGUUGGCCAGCAGCAGUCGCGCACUCACAGCGAGAGGCCUGAUGCUUCGUGUUGCUAACCAAUACAAUGGUUAGUCAAAAGGUUCUGAGCUGAACAUAAAUACACCAGAGUAGGUAAGCAAAUUAAGAAACACGUUAUUUAUCAACCGAUUUAACAGUACGUUUCUCGUGUUGCUGAAGCUUUUUCAUUCCCUCCACCAAUGUCUUUAUUCCAGCCCAAUAACCUUCAGCUCAUCAUCCUGAUCUUCAAAGUGCUUUUCAUUUGGAUGAUCCUUUAAUUUUAGAAAACGGGUGGAAGUCAUUGGGUGCCGGGUCUGAAGAAGAGGCGGUGAUGUGGGAGUUUCUCCAAGUGGUUGAUUGUUGACGUCGGUCUUGGACUGUGCUGGGGUAUUGUCAGACAAAUAAAAGUGGGUGUGCGAUUCUCAUUUUUCCACGAUGCAGUCCAUGGAGCCUGUCUAGUAUUGAGCUGUGACCGUUUCCUUGUGUGGCAUGAAGUCGAAGUGCGCCACAGCUCUAACAUCCUACCACGCUGUGCACAUGGACUUGUAGAAAACUCGAGACUUAAAUUUAUUUGGUCCUGGAGAAGUUGGACCUUUCCACUGCAUGAACCGACUGGGCGGGGUCAAUUGUGAAUCCAAGUGACCUACAAUGCUGUGCCCUGCCGGGUUGACGAUACUUAACGUGGACUGCAUUAUCAAUGGGCUCUGGUAUUUCUUUUUCUGGAACAGAACUUUUUGUACCGCCCACGUAACACCCAUUUUGUAACCGUUCGGGGAGGCUCGUUGAAGAUGACACCAGUUCAAAGUUGCAUUGCUUAAAUGCAAUCCAACAAGAGUCUCAAAAGGUGGUGGAUGAAAUGGUCCCUAAGGUGAUUUAACAGAUUCCUUUACCAACUUUGUACCAAGUUUUUCAUUUAACUGCCACAUGGACAAAUAUGUACUUUUCGACUGGAUAAGAUGUUUCAGUUGUGCUGUACAGUUCUCCGAUGCUUUUUUGAGUUGUACCGCGUGUUGCUUGGCACAGUGUCCAACGUUUUACUCCAUGUGCUAGGGAGCUCCUUUCUGUGAUGUCCGACGUUUCAUUCCACAUGAGAACCUCCCAGGACAUGGUACAACCCAGGAACACGUCGUAAGUUAGAACCUGGCUUUAUUUCUUUUCGUAUUAACAGAGUUUUUCAUGCGUUUCACAGCCGGGGGUAUGAUUUCAAUGUCACUUGACAUCUGAUCGACUUUGUUUUUGUCAUUGUUUUGAGUAGUUAUGCCUGUUAUUAUGGUGCCGUGUUUGUAACAAGACUACAAUUCAUUUGCAAUAAACUCCCUUAUCAAUGUAAACGU
This is a messenger RNA of Petromyzon marinus (sea lamprey), 4246 nucleotides long. RefSeq names its product NOC2 like nucleolar associated transcriptional repressor (gene NOC2L). Gene Ontology annotation, molecular function: transcription corepressor activity; histone binding. Gene Ontology annotation, biological process: negative regulation of transcription by RNA polymerase II; ribosomal large subunit biogenesis. Gene Ontology annotation, cellular component: Noc1p-Noc2p complex; nucleoplasm; Noc2p-Noc3p complex. NCBI's taxonomy places the organism in Eukaryota, Metazoa, Chordata, Hyperoartia, Petromyzontiformes, Petromyzontidae. The record is from RefSeq and is a predicted model, not a curated record.